GCGAUUCAGUCUGGAUCGAUUUCGGAGCUAAGGAUAAUGUUUACAAAAGUAAUAUUACUGGCGGUAGCCCUGCAGGCUUCCCGGGUGGCCGCCGAUGUAUCGGGAGUUAUUCAAGCAGAUCUGAUGGAGGAUCCUGUUUUCACUUUCGCAUGUAAUAAUAAUUUCGGCGCUGGAUGUACUGCUUGUAAAGCAGCCCAGGUUUGCCUUGGAACCGAAAAUGUGGCUGAUGUGGACUGCACUGUUACACCGGCCACCCCCUAUUGCAAUAAAGACCAAUGUUCUUCCGUUCCUGCUGAAGGAUGUCAACCUGAUGCCCAAGUGGAGAAAUUCAUCUGUACAGCAGAAGGAUUUUUUCCAGAUCCGAAACAGUGCGGAAACUAUCACUAUUGCGAAAAAGCAAAUGCCAUUUCGGAUCUUUACAACUGUCCUACUGGUUAUGUUUACAAUCCCGUCACCGGAUUAUGUAAGAGGAAUUCUUCCGCUUCAGAUUGUGUGGUGAUCAAAUGCCCUUCAGCCAGCGGAUAUGGCUCUUACGGUACCAACAAGACGUUGUAUGCCUAUUGUAGAUAUGCGGGAACUCCGGCAGUGCUCACACAAACGAUUGUGUUCAAGUGCGCACCGAACUCAGCUUUUGAUGGUUCUACAUGCGUAUAUCAAUGCUCGAAAGAAGGAAAAUUCGAAAAUACUGUCAAUAAGUCAACUUACUACGAAUGCUCCAUUUUAGGCGGAAAGUGGGUGUCUACUCUUAACAAUUGUCCUACAAAUAAGAAGUUCGACCCCACCAAACAGGUUUGUGUUACCCAAAACUAAAUGAAUUAUUUCAAAUAAAGGACGAAACAUG
This is a messenger RNA of Malaya genurostris, 841 nucleotides long. RefSeq lists its product as uncharacterized. Gene Ontology annotation, cellular component: extracellular region. Lineage: Eukaryota; Metazoa; Arthropoda; Insecta; Diptera; Culicidae. Gene Ontology annotation, molecular function: chitin binding. Bases 37 to 810 code for a protein of 257 amino acids. The record is from RefSeq and is a predicted model, not a curated record. The transcript is spliced from 2 exons.